This is a messenger RNA of Cuscuta campestris, 1855 nucleotides long. Lineage: Eukaryota; Viridiplantae; Streptophyta; Magnoliopsida; Solanales; Convolvulaceae. The record is from the annotation of a GenBank genome assembly.
GAUUCAAGGCAUUUUCUAACAGUAUCGAGGAGAAGUUCUUCACGGUGAUGAACAAGGACGGCUCCUACCGUACCCGGGACCAACUCACUUCCAAAUGGAGCCACAUCAACCGUAAAGUCCGAAAGUUUGUCGGAGUUUACGAGGAAUGCGCCCGGUCCCGGAGGAGGGGGACGAAUGACGCCAAUGUUCUCCGGCUUGCCACAACCCGGUAUCAAGAUGACGGGCACCAAGGCAAGGUGCCCAUCGAUCUUUGGAAGAUUUUGAGCCGUUCCCCGAAGUGGCAACAACUUAACAAUCCCGACGGCGGAUCGUCAAAGAAAAGAUCCUCUGUCGACGCCGAGGUUGAGGUCGACGAGACUAUAGGUUCGUCCGAUCAAAUGCCUCCCUUCAACGUUGCGGAUUCUGAUGACGAGGACCCCAUUCCACGACCGAUCGGAAGAAAGAAGGCAAAAUCCAUUGCCUCGGGUUCGGGAGGGUCCGGCUCUGUUUCCGUUUCUUCUCGCGACGAAAUUGGUCAGGCAAUGUUUGAACAACUUCAUGUGUUCAAUCUUCGGGAAGAAGAGAGGAUGAAGCUAAAGGAGAAGGAGAUGAAGCGAACGGAUGAUCUACGAGCAAAGAAUAAGAGAUCGAGAUCAAGGGAGGCAUUUGAUCAAAUUGCUGACGGCGUUUCAGAAAAUAGUCCGGCAUUUUUGAGGGCAUGGGAAGAUGCAUGUAGGCACCCGGGGAAGAGCAGGGUAAUUGUACCAAAAGGGACGUUCAAGAUUUGGUCAACGACAUUUGUGGGGCCGUGCCUGGGGCCCAUAUCAUUUGUGAUCGAAGGAGUUCUCAGAGCUCCGACGCAUCCGUCGGAGUUCCGGUCGGACACGUGGCUAGGGUUCCGGUAUGUGGAUAGGUUGUCGGUGAAGGGCGGUGGUUACUUGGAUGGCCAAGGCCACGCUGCUUGGCCCUUUAAUGACUGCUCCACGAAUCCCAACUGCUUUCCUCUUCCUGUGUCACUACGGUUAGACUUUGUGAGGAAAGCAAGGAUAAAUCACUUGAGAUCAAUAAACAGCAAGAACACCCACUUCUCCCUCUUCGCCUGCGACAAGAUCCAAAUCUCUCGGGUGAGGCUGACCGCCCCGGGCGACAGCCCUAACACGGACGGGAUCCGCAUCGGGGCGUCAACCAAUGUCAAGAUAUCACACGCCACCAUCCAAACCGGCGACGACUGCGUCUCCAUCAUAACCGGUAGCAACAACAUCCGCGUCAACGACGUGGCGUGUGGGCCCGGCCACGGCAUCAGCAUCGGCUCCCUGGGGAAAUCCCAGGGAGACUUUGUGUCAGAUGUUCAGGUCACAAACUGCACCUUCGUCGGCACUCAGAACGGCGUGAGGAUCAAAACAUGGGCUGCGGACUCCAUGUCCAGCACCGUCUCCAACAUAUUCUUCGGCUACAUUGCAAUGCAGAACGUGAACAACCCCAUCAUCAUCGAUCAAGUAUACUGCCCCGGCCAGCUUCCUGAUUGCUACACUCUGGGGAAAUCGUUGUCGCGGGUACAGAUAAAAGAUGUGACAUUUUACAACAUUUGGGGGAGCUCAGCUUCAAAAGUGGCAUUAGCGUUGAAAUGCAGCGCAUUGGUUCCUUGUCAGGACAUUGUAUUGAAUAAAAUUGACUUGAGUUACAACGGGCAAGAAGGCGGACCAGCGAUUUCAGAGUGUUCAAAUGUGAAUGGCAAAUCCUAUGGGAAACAGUUCCCUAAUGGGUGUUUGUAGACAAAUAGAGCUGAGAGGCUACAUGCCUCAUGCGUGGGAGUAGUAAUUUUUGAUUAAUCCAACUGACGUUUAACACACAUUAUAGCUUAGAUAGAACUUAUUCU